AUGUCCGUCCGGUUCGACCCUGCCAGUUUGGCGAUCCUCGAUCGCAUCAACCACGCCAUCAACCUCUUAGAAUCGCAACAACAAGUUAGCGCCGUGAUUCCCCAUCGACCGGGGCCAGGAUUGACAGAUGCAUCACCGGCGUCGAGCACUCAACUUGGCCAGAGUGUGGUGUCAAACGCUACACCAUUGCCGCAAUCAGAACUAGAUGAGGACUCCCUCGAUGUUCCAGGCGAUCCAGCUACAUUAAUCAACUGCGAGGCCAUACUCCGCUGGCCCAUAUUCCGGAGUUGCGUCCCGCCCGACCUCCAAUCCUUUAUCCUCGACUCUGACGAUGCCUAUUCGGACACCCUCGGUCCUUCUCCCGCCCCGCAAAGAGGUGGUGUUCGAGAAGAGGACUUUGUCAAACUCUCGGGGAGGUUUCUCGCAUACGUCCACGUUAAGAACCCAAUACUGGAUUGCUCAGAAUUCAGAUCUAGCGUCAAAGAGGCAGCCGAUAAUGGUAUAGGCUGGGAUGGCCCGUCGUGUCUAGUUCUAAUUGCUUGCGCCCUCGGAUGCUUCGAGUUCGGAGACUAUACCAUCGAUGAAAGAUCUGCCAACCCACGGCAUCGACCCGAGAUGAAACAUUGCGAGGUUUUGGGCGAGGAAAUCAACAUCUGGUGCUCUCAUAUCCCACCUCCAAUAAGCAGUAACGUAAUCGAACAUCCUCCCAAUGAAUUCGCACAUUUCAUCCGCAAUCGUGCUCUCGCCUGUCGCGAAUGGAUUCACCGUCCUUUCCUCUACUACGCCAUCCACCAGCCUCCCGACGACCCGUACAUCCCGCAUAUACUCCCCUUGGUGGAGAAGUGCCUAGAAGUAUGUAUCCAAGGCCAGUUUGAGGCGUAUGCUUUCCGCAGGCAUCACGGCACCUGCUGUGAGGAGCCAAAGGUUGAGGGUCCCCGACGAAUGGAGAGAGGCGGUGCGGUUAUCGGUGGAAACACUCAAAUUCUGGGGGGAGGAAGCAUCCGAUUUGAGAUGGGCGUCCACAGCUUUAGAAAGAAUAGCGGAUGA
This is a messenger RNA of Scedosporium apiospermum, 1047 nucleotides long. RefSeq lists its product as uncharacterized. The record is from RefSeq and is a predicted model, not a curated record. Bases 1 to 1047 code for a protein of 348 amino acids. The transcript has 6 exons. NCBI's taxonomy places the organism in Eukaryota, Fungi, Ascomycota, Sordariomycetes, Microascales, Microascaceae.